Daldinia caldariorum is the source of this 1650-nucleotide messenger RNA. Its product is annotated as Diphosphomevalonate decarboxylase. Bases 182 to 1333 code for a protein of 383 amino acids. The record is from RefSeq and is a predicted model, not a curated record. The transcript has a single exon. Gene Ontology annotation, cellular component: cytosol. Gene Ontology annotation, biological process: isopentenyl diphosphate biosynthetic process, mevalonate pathway; isoprenoid biosynthetic process. NCBI's taxonomy places the organism in Eukaryota, Fungi, Ascomycota, Sordariomycetes, Xylariales, Hypoxylaceae. Gene Ontology annotation, molecular function: ATP binding; diphosphomevalonate decarboxylase activity.
CGAUCAUCUACCCCUCCACCCACCAGCACCAACUAUUCCCCCCUAACAGGAACCUUUUACCUCCCUCCGCUCUCCACUCUCCACCAAUAUAAAAAAAGAAAAAAGAAAAACAUACUUUCAGACCGUCUCUUUUCGAUCAUUCAGCAGAAACCCCCGUGCGAAAAACUUUAUCUACAUCAUCAUGACGGAUACAAUCUACAAGGCUAGCACCACCGCUCCGGUGAACAUAGCCGUAGUCAAAUACUGGGGAAAGCGGGAUCCCAAAUUGAACCUCCCAACCAAUUCCUCCCUUUCCGUUACCCUGUCACAAGCUGAUCUCCGAACUCUCACGACCGCCACGUGUUCCGCGAGCUACCAAGGCCAGGAAGAUUCCCUCAUUCUUAAUGGCGAACCGUCCGAUAUUAAGGGUGCUCGGACGCAGGCCUGUCUGAAGGAGCUACGCGCCCGGAGAGCUGCUCUCGAGGCCGAGAACCCGUCUCUGCCCAAGCUGUCCACGCUGCCCCUCCGCAUAGUCUCCGAAAACAACUUCCCGACCGCCGCCGGUCUGGCUUCGUCCGCUGCUGGUUUCGCGGCUUUGGUUCGCGCCAUUGCGGAUCUGUACGAACUACCGAGCUCGCCUACCGAGCUGUCUCUAAUUGCCCGCCAGGGUAGCGGUUCGGCUUGUCGCAGUCUUUUCGGUGGAUACGUGGCUUGGAGAGCGGGUGAGCAGGAUGAUGGUUUGGAUUCGAAGGCGGUCGAGGUGGCACCUGCGUCGCACUGGCCGAGCAUGAAAGCUCUGAUUCUUGUCGUUUCCGCCGCUAAAAAGGGGGUUAGCUCGACGUCGGGAAUGCAGCAAACCGUUGCUACAUCUGACCUGUUCAAGGGACGUGUUGCAAAUGUAGUCCCAGCCCAUAUGGAGGCUAUGGAAACCGCUAUCAGGGACAGGGACUUUGCUAAGUUCGCGGAGGUGACUAUGAAGGACUCCAACUCCUUCCACGCCUGCUGUGCGGACACCUACCCGCCCAUCUACUACAUGAACGACGUGUCUAGGGCUGCGGUCAGAGCUGUGCAGGCGAUCAACGAGGCUGCAGGCAAGACCGUGGCAGCUUAUACGUUCGACGCCGGCCCGAAUGCCGUGAUAUACUAUCUUGAGGAAGAUAGCGCCCCCGUGGUAGGAACAUUCUACAACCUACUACAAAGCACGGAUGGCUGGAAGGAUGAAGCCAAAUCGUACGCCUCGACGGCUACGCAGCUAGAUGAGACUACAUCCGCUUUGCUUAAAGAAGGAGUAAGCAAGAUCAUAAUGACCGGAGUGGGCGAAGGACCAAUCAAGACCGACCAGCAUUUGGUAUAAUAGUAAACUACCUCCUAUUAAUAUUCAACAAUACCCCCAGUUACGAUAUAUCCAAGUCGCAUACCCAAUCCCUCGGAAUUCGUGGUGAGCAUUUGUUAUUAGCUUUGAAUGAUGGCAUGAGUUGGCUAUAUGCUACAUGAACGUAUAGAGAGAGCAGUGGCAAUAGAUACAAGAUGACGAAAGCGAUGCGAGAUUUCAAGCAUAGACUUAUUUAAUACUUCUAAAAGAUAUAUUGGGUAUCCCUUAUAUGAUGUAUCAAAUUGUUAACUUUAGGUACACACCACCUACAUAAGGUCAGUAACCCCCGGUACCUGAAA